AUGUUCAGGUGGAGGUGGCUACGUCGCGACCCUGCAUACUCCGCCCUGGGCGCCGAGGAGGCCACCUCGGCCACAGGCGGUGCCUGGUGCCCUGAGCAGGGUGCUGGGUUGGUGAGCAGGCUCCUGUUCACAUGGGUGGACCCCCUCCUGGCCAAGGGCCUGCACAAGUCGCUGGACGCCGAGGACCUCUGGGGCACCAUGCCCGAAGACGCGGCGGGGGAGGUGGCCGCGGCCUUCCAGUGGCACCUGGCGAGCACCGCCUCCUCCAGCGCCCAGCCACACGGCCGAGUGCACGCCGCCCUGUGGCGCUGCUACCGGGGGCGCCUCCUGUGGUCGGGCGUGGUCAAGCUCCUGCACGACUGUGUCAUGCUGGCCAGCCCCGUCCUGCUGCAGCGCCUCCUCGUCCACGUCCAGCAGAGGGGGUCGCCCUGGAUCGGCCUGCUGCUUGCCCUGGGCCUGGCCGGCACGAGUCUCCUGCAGACCCUGCUGGUGAACGUCUACUUCCACUCCCUGUACCGGCUGUGCGCGCACCUGAAGUGCAGCCUGGUGGACAUGCUGUACCGCAAGAGCCUGCGCAUCUCCUGCGGCGCCCGCUCCGAGCUCGGCGCGGGGGUGGUGAACAAUCUGCAGAGCAACGACGCCGCCAAGCUGUGGCAGCUCCCGCAGUACCUCCACAUGGUUUGGAGCGGCCCCUUCCAGAUCCUGUGUGUCAUGGGCCUCCUCAUGCGGGUGAUAGGCGUCGUGUCUGCCGUGACGGGGCUGGCCGUCACCGUGGCACUCAUCCCCCUGCUGACGCUGCUGGGGAAGAAGCUGGCGUCGAUCCGCAAGGAGAGCAUGACUCUCACCGACGCAAGGGUCAAGCUGUGCACCGAAGUCUUGACAGGCAUCAAGGCCAUCAAGCUGUACGCCUGGGAGGAGCCAUACCGUCUGCUCAUCACCGACCUACGGCAGCAGGAGCUGGCGCAAAUUUUGUGGUCGGGGCUGCUGAACACCGUGAACUCGCUCGUCUUUCAGGGCGCUCCCAUCAUCAUCACCAUCGUUGCAUUCAUGACCUACACCUUGCUGGGCCACACGCUGUCCGCUGACGUGGCGUUCCCCGCCAUUGCGCUCUUCAACCUGCUCCGCUUCCCGAUCAUCAUGUUCCCGCGCCAGAUCACCGACCUCAUAAAUUGCGGCGUGGCCAUCAGGAGGAUCCAGACCUUCAUGGAGGCGGGGGAGGUGGCGCAGGCAGGACCCGACGCCCCGCUGGACGCGGGGCCCCCUGAAGCGACGCCGGUGGUCCAGGCUUCCCAUGCUAGCUUCUCUUGGGACGCCAAGUGCGAGCCGCUGCUGCACGACAUCUGCCUGGAAGUCAACAAGGGCCAGCUGGCCAUUGUGGUUGGCCCGGUGGGCAGCGGGAAGUCCAGUCUGCUGGCCGCCCUGCUGAACGAGAUGGUCCGGCUCCAGGGGACGUCGUCGGUGCGGGGCCGGGUGGCGUACACGGCGCAGGAGCCCUGGAUCCAGAACGCCAGCCUGGAGAAGAAUGUGACGCUGGGCGGGGCGCGGACCGCUGCCUACGACGCCGCGGUGGCUGCUUGCGCCCUGGGACAGGACGUCGCGGCGCUGCCGGCGGGGGACGCCACGGAGAUCGGCGAGAAGGGGGUGAACCUGUCGGGGGGGCAGCGGCACCGCGUCGCCCUGGCACGGGCCUGCUUCGCAGAUGCCGACGUGUACCUGCUGGAUGACCCGCUGUCGGCGGUCGACGCGCACGUCGGGCGCCACCUGCUUUCCUCCUGCAUCUGUGGCCUGCUGGCCGGUAAGACGCGCGUCCUCGUCACGCAUCAGCUGCAGUACCUGCCUGCUGCGGAUGUGGUCAUCGUGCUCCAGGAUGGCCGAAUCACGCAUACCGGCCCCUACGCCGCCCUGCUGGCCGCCGGCGUUGACUUCCACCAGUUUGAGCGGCAGGCACGGGCGGCGGAGGCGGCGGGCAGUGCAGGGGUGGGGCCGCCGCUGCCGGAGCCCCGUCACGCGGCUGACUUCGACCAAAGCACGGUGCCCGGGGAAGGUGAACCAGGGCUCGUCGACGUCGUCAUGGAGGACCCCGCGCCGCAGGGAGCUGCGGCGGUGGCGGAGGCGGCGUGCGUCGUGGUGUCCGCAGGGCAGGCGCGGCCUGCAGCGGCUCAGCCCGCCGAGGGCCUGCCCGCGCCCAAGCCCGGGCUGGCUGUCACCGGGAGGAACGCGGCGCAGGCCGGCAACCGCACCACGGACGUGGAGCAGCGGGCGGUGGGGCGGGUGGACCGCGGGCUCUACCUCCGCUACUUUGCGGCGUGGGGCGCCUGGUGGUGGCUCCCCCUCGCCAUGCUGGGUCUGUCCGUGGCCGACAAGGGCAUGCAGGCCGCGCAGAGCUGGUGGCUCUCCCUCUGGUCGGUGGACAUCGUGGCACCGCACAGCGCGCACACCGCAAACUAUUACCUCGUCGUGUACGCUGCGCUGGGCAGCGCCUCCCUCCUCGUCCAGCUGGCCUCAGGGCUGUGCCUGGUGUGGGGGGCCAUCCGCGCGGCCCGCACCCUGCAGGAUGACCUGCUGACUCGGGUGCUGCGCCUGCCCAUGUCCUUCUUCGACUCCCAGCCCACGGGCCGGCUCCUGAAUCGCUUCACGCGUGACACCGAGGCGGUGGACGUGCAGUUGCCCGACUCGGUCAGGUCCUUUACCUCCUGCGCCGUCAGCGUGCUGUGGUGCCUGGUGCUGGUGGUGGCGGUGUCCCCCGCCAUCAUGGCCAUGCUGGUCCCGCUGGCACUGGCCUACCUCUGGGUCCAGGCGCGCUUCAUCGCCACCAGCCGCGAGAUCAAGCGCCUGGACUCGGUGGCCAUGUCCCCCAUCUACAGCCACUUCCUGGAGACGCUGUCGGGCCUGGUCACCGUGCGCGCCUUCCGGCAGCAGGACGCCUUUGCGCGGAGCAACUGCGUCAUGCUCGACGCCUCCAACAGGGCGUGGUGGCCCAGCCAGGUGGUCAACCGCUGGCUGUCGGUGCGGCUGGAGCUCCUGGGGACAUCAGUGGUGUUUGGCGCGGCCCUGUUUGCGGCGGUGCUCCAGCCCCACUCCGCCGGCCUGGCGGGGCUAGCCAUCACCUCCGCGCUCCAGGCCACGGGCCUCAUGUCCUGGGCUGUGCGCCAGACCACAGAGAUGGAGAUCAGCAUGAACUCCGUGGAGAGGCUGCUGGAGUAUGCCAGCUUCGAGAUCGAGGCGCCCGCUGUGAUCGAGGGGCGGCGGCCCCUCCCGGGAUGGCCGACCCAGGCGAGUAGAGGGGGCGCAUUGGCUGUGGAGGGUUUAUCGGUGCGCUACCGUCCCUCUCUGCCCCCCGUCCUGCACGAUGUCUCCUUCUCCCUCCCGGCGGGGUCCAAGCUGGGCAUCGCCGGGCGGACGGGGUGUGGCAAGUCCACCCUCAUGCUGGCGAUGUACCGGCUGGUGGAGCCGUGUGCGGGACGCAUCGUGCUGGACGGCAUCGACGUCGCCAGCAUCGGCCUGUUCGACCUCCGCUCCAGGCUGGCCCUGGUGCCGCAGGACCCGGUGAUCUUCACGGGGACCAUCAGGUCCAACCUGGACCCCUUUGGCACGGCCGGCGCCGACGACCAGCGGCUGUGGGACGCGCUGGCACAGUCGGGCCUGGAGCGCGCGGUGCGUGGCAUGCCCGCGGGGCUGGACUCGGGCGUGAGCGAGGGGGGGGGUUCCCUCUCGCAGGGCCAGCGCCAGCUGCUGGCCCUGGCGCGGGCCCUGCUGCGCCACACCCGCGUCCUGGUCCUGGACGAGGCCACCUCCAACGUGGACACCGCCACCGACUCGAUGGUGCAGGGCACCAUCGCACGGGCCUUCGCGAGCUGUACCGUGCUGACCAUCGCGCACCGCCUACACACCAUCAUGCGAUCGGACGCCAUACUGGUGCUGGAUGCGGGGAGGGUCGCGGAAUUCGGGACGCCGGGGGACCUCAUGAGGCAGCCGGGGUCCGCAUUCCGCGGACUGGUCACCGAAACAGAACAGGGCGGAAAGGUCGGCGCGUAA
Molecule: messenger RNA, 4035 nt
Organism: Auxenochlorella protothecoides
Lineage: Eukaryota; Viridiplantae; Chlorophyta; Trebouxiophyceae; Chlorellales; Chlorellaceae
Product: Multidrug resistance-associated protein 1
Exons: 24
Coding region: 1-4035 (1344 amino acids)
Biological process (GO): transmembrane transport
Cellular component (GO): membrane
Molecular function (GO): ATP hydrolysis activity; ABC-type transporter activity; ATP binding
Source: RefSeq, a predicted model, not a curated record